Molecule: messenger RNA, 681 nt
Organism: Rotaria sordida
Lineage: Eukaryota; Metazoa; Rotifera; Eurotatoria; Philodinida; Philodinidae
Source: the annotation of a GenBank genome assembly
AUGACAUUAUUACUCAUGCCAAAUGCAUAUUAUUAUUCAUUAGAAGGUUCAACAUUAAUUGCUGAUAAUGAUAUUGGAUUGAAUAAUAACUCAAAACAAUCGCAUACUAUAAAAUUAAUAAAACAAUGUAAUCUUGCUCAACAAAAUCCAGCAGCAUUUUUUGAAGAAAUUAAAACACGUUUAUUAGCAUAUCAAACUGGAAUUUAUGAUCAAAUAAAAUAUCAAAUGAUUGACGAUGAUUCAUUAGCUGUUCUUGAUUUACAAAUAGCAAAAACAAUUGAUGAUGCUGAUAAUUAUCUAUAUGAAAAUUCAAUAACACAUCGAAAUCAUUCAAUUGAUUUGACAAGAUAUGAUUCAGGUGUUGGAACAGAUUCAUCAGAAAAAAAUUAUGAAACAUUUUGUACAAGAAGACAAUAUCCAUUAAUUGAUGUUAUAUGGUAUCCAUCACUCGAUAGUAAUAAUGCUCUUUUAUCAACAAUUCCUUGUAUUCAUAAUGAAUUAACAUUUAAAGAAUUUCGACAAUUAUUUAAAAAACAAACAGCAUAUAGAUAUUUCUUUAAAACAAUAUGUACACCUGAUAUUAAUAAAGAGCAGUAUAUAUUUCGAGAAUUAACAAUUGAUGAUGAAUUAGUACCAUUUUAUGAUGGAAAAAUUUUUGUACAAUUAGAUCGAAUCUAUUAA